This is a messenger RNA of Bursaphelenchus xylophilus (pine wood nematode), 2825 nucleotides long. The record is from the annotation of a GenBank genome assembly. NCBI's taxonomy places the organism in Eukaryota, Metazoa, Nematoda, Chromadorea, Rhabditida, Aphelenchoididae.
AUGAUCUCAAUUCGGUCCGGGUUCUUUCGACCGAGGGCUGUCAAACGGACAAUAGCAGCGGUUAUUGCCGUCACUUUCUCAUUAUGCAUGCUAAUCAGUCAACGUCAGCAAAACCUUGAGAUCAAUCGGAUGAUCUACAAUCUCAAACAACUUAGUGUGUUUGACAGUAAAUGGGAUCCUGCGCAGCACAUUUUUGUGUCAUCCGCUUUUGAUAUUGGAGGGAUUGAAAGGUAAUCUUUUCGAGAAUAAGUUGUGGCUGGUUUAGGAAAAAUAUCUAAAAUUUCAAGAAAUUUCGAAGCACCACUAUUGAGCUACCUCCACUGCAAAUUUGACCAAAAAUUUGACAAGACUAAAAAGUUUAUUCUAUCUUGAAAAAUUAUAUUUUACCCUCGAUUUUCAGUGACAAUACGACAAACACCAUUAGACUGCUAGCUACAACUCAUGACCGAGGAAAUGACAUUGUAAGUCGUCCGCCUCCAAUCUUCUGCCGCAAUGAGUUUGGUGACAUUGUAGUGGGUGAAUGGCAGUUUAUGAAUGGCCCAAGACCGUGUAUUUGGAAGGAUUAUUUCUUGGAUUGUCACUUCAAACGACCGUCGGAGCGGCUCGAACUUGUUGGCGAUGGCGCUGAGAUUUUGAAGGUAGACUUUUGAAUUUUGAAAAUAGAAUUGUAAGGGCUCUUGAUCUUUUAAACGUUGCCUAGAUUUUUUUGCUUACAAUUGGUUAUACAUAUGUAUCAAUUUCGUAAAAUUUUAGCUGUCGCUUUAAUGGUACUAUAAGAUAAUUUUCUUUUAGGUUCCAAUAACACCAGCAGUCAAGAAGAAGGUCCCCCUGGUGUUCUGUGUUGCUCGAAUGUUCUACUACGAGAACUGGCAGAUCGCUCUGACUUCGCUUGAAUUGUACCUUCACCAUGGCAUGGAUUUGUUCGUCAUCCCCAUCAUAAGCGUAAUUGAGCAACUCCACAUAAUUUUGAAGCAUUAUGAGACGCUUGGUUAUGUUCGACUGAAGAAAGGAAUAGUUCUGCCAAGAGUUGUAAGCCACUGUUAAGCAUAUAUUGUUACAAAAAAUAUCUUUUUUAGCAAAUAACUCGUAUAUUUUAUUGAUGCAUUAGAUGCUUCUACAGUAUUUUUCAGCCCGAAUUUCUCUACGAUCCAAACGCCAAAACGGAUUCUCUGAAUAUGAUGCCAAGCCAGACGGAAUGCCUGUACGAGUACAGAGAAGCGGCCGAUUUCAUCAUUUUUGGCGAUAUUGAUGACGUCAUCAUUCCGCGUAGAUUCGAGAAUUUGUUGCAGGAAGUUCAAUUUUACCACCAGAAAUUCCCAAAUGCCCCGUCCUUCGAAUUCAUGUGGGCCACAACACAGCUGAAAUUGCGUAAGUUGCAGAGAUUUUCGCUGAAAUGUUUAUUCCUCAAAAUUUUUCAGACAAGAACCCACAACAUUACAACGUUCGCGAUAUUGUCUCCAACCUUCACGUGACGACCAUUGCGGAUUACGGCAAGUCGAUUGUAAUCCCAAAACGACUCCGACAAGGGCUGAUCCACUUCCCCAUCUUUGACCAUGAUUACGCAGGCAAUUAUACGCAUGUCAAGUUGGGUUAUCAAGAUGCGUAUGCGGUCCAUUUGAGAGAAUCUAUGUACGAAAAUAAUUGGAGUCAGAUGGGACGAUAUAAUUUGUAUAUGAAUCUGUCACAAUACGAUUCAAUUCAGGUGGACUUUAUGGAAAAAUUGAGCAAGAAUCCGGUUGUUUUGGAUGUAAGUUUACAGGGUGCGGCAAUUUUUCGGCCGGAUUUUAAUUGGCCAUAACUUUUUUAGUUUUUGGGCAAAUGUUAAAAUUCUUUUUUUCCCUGAAUUCAUAGACAACCCCAUUUUGUUUAAUACCAAAUAUGUUAUACCCGUUCAUUAGACUACAGUAAAAAUUCGAGACAAAGAAAAAGCUCUAAUUUUUAUAGCUGACAAUGGAAUUACCCCUAGUGCGACUCUCAGAUUUUCUUUAAAUUUUGCACAUGGGCCGCACAUAGGCCACACAUCAAUUCCUGAAAGUUUCAGCCCGCACCUUUCAGGGGCGACCAAGAUAUUCAACGAUUCUUUGCGGUCAGGAGGGCACAUGAGUGGAUCACACAGAAAAACUUUUUCGCUAUAUCUUCGCUAGUUUUGUGCGGAGAUAGCUGAUUUUUUGUGGAAACGGUAUUCUCCAUGGCAUGAACAGGCAUGAAACUUUUUACGACAAAAUUCGUAAAAAAAGUCAUUUUUUCUGGCGAUUUUCACACACGCCAAAAAAGCAGAGAAAACGACCGAAAGGCCAAUAACUAUGAACUAGGUCCCUGUAUAUAUAACAUAUUUGGUAUUAAACAAAAUGGGGUUGUCUGAGGAUUCAGGGAAAAAAAGAAUUUUAACAUUCGGAUAAAAACUAAAAAAGUUAUAGCCAAUUCAAAUCCGGCCGAAAAAUUGCCGCACCCUGUAAUAAACAAGGCAAUUGUAGCGGCUGUUUCUGUAAAAAAAAUAUUUUUUACAAACUUUUCAGCCUUUAAUACUGCCUUUUCCGAAAUUUUCAAAUUCUCACUUUCAGGCCUUUAUGCGCUUACCCACCUCCAAGCCAUACGCCGCCGCACUUUACGAGUGCUACAGGGUGACAAAGCUCCGCCGGAAGCUCUCCGAAGAUCUGUGUAUGUCACCAUUGGAGUGCAAGGAACUUAGGACGCAGAAGGGCCCUCAGUGUACGGUCCUGGUGUCCGACUUUAAGACCGUCGACAACGGACUGGGAAUUAUUUUGACAACAACACGAAGCAGCACUUUGGUGGCUAGAUCAAGAUGCCAUAUCCAAAAGGCGUAA